AUGCCAUUGUACCCGAAUAGAGGUAACAUCCGGAACAGGAGGGAACUGAGAAAAUUGGCCAGGCUACAAAAAAAGGAAAAGAAGCUCCUUUUUUCCAAAAGGAAAAAAAAUGCCCAGAGAAGAAAUAUUCCCACAAUCCAUACCCCUGAUGAAUCGCUCGAGGGAAGGCCAACAAAACAGGACAAAGGAAAUAUCAAGAGAAAAAGAAAUUACAGCGACGGCAACAAUUUAAACUCCCCACCCAAAAAGCAAAAAAAAACAUCCCAUAGUAAAAUUAAGUAUGAUAUAUCUGCCGAGCAAGAAAAGGAUAAUCAGUUACUAUCGUACCUGUCGAAGAAGUUAAAGCUUAACAAGGAUGAUGGGAAAAAUAACGAGGAGAAAAUUUUUAAACAGUUGGAGAAGGACGGGUUUGACUCGAAUUUGCUAAAAUUGACCGACAUAAUAUUUGGCGAAUUUCAGAAAAGUUAUAAAAAAAAAUGUAAAAAAAAGGGUGACAAUGCCCUGCGGGGGGGUGAUGACACGGUGGGAAGGUCCUCUGAGGAAGAGGGGAUUCUAAGUGAAGAUCAAGGUGAUGCACCAAGCGAGGAAGACACAGAGAAAAAAAAGAAGAAAAAGAAGAGGAAGAAGAAGAAAAGUCAAACAGGGGUAGCGCAAAACGGAACGGAAGAAGACUCAGAGGGGGAGGGGGGGAUACCCCCCCUCAGGAGGGCAAAUGAAGGGAAGAAAGCCCCCAAAGCGGAAAAGAAGAAGAAGAAAAAGGCACCCAACUAUCCCGAAGAAGCGAAAAAGAUAGAGAAAUUUCUCAUGAUUUCUCUAAACAAAACGUCCGAGUUUAAUAUAAAAUCCAUUAUUCAAGAUCUGUGCAAAUAUUUUCACGACCUGGACGACGUGAAAUUGAAGGUUAUGUUUAAUGAGGUCCUCACCAAAAUAGCGUGCAACCAUUUUAACAAUGUAAAUGCUACAGAUAUUCACAUAUGCAUAUGCGUGGUGGUAAUUUGUGUGCUGAACAAUUUGGUAUACCAGAAUUUGCUGAAAGAUUUUUUAAAAGCCCUAACCGGGAUUUUUAAACAACUCUACGAGAACAAUCGUAAUUUAAUGAGAAAAGUAGAAAGGGAGAAUGAGCUGAGCAGUAUCGUGGCCCUAAACCAUGACAAUCCCCAAGCUGGAAACGAGAGUACUGCUCAAAAUGGACAAAGUGCGGCGCUAACUGGUCCAAGUGAAGCAAACCAAUAUGGUGUCCCCAAGCAGGGAUGUACAAACAGCGGGAAGCAGAGCAGCCCGCAAAAUAAUUUUCUAGUUACCCAAGAGGAACAGGAGAAAUACCAAAAUUUUAAAAUAAUUCUGAGAAACGUGCUGAAGAGCUUUUGCCUGUUCUAUGCCCUCAGUUACCUCGAUUUCGACUGCAUAACAGAUAUAAUUAACUUGCUGUGUGAAGACAUAAGCAUUAGCAGCGUGGACAAUAUAAUUAUCAUUUUGAAGAUUUGCGGAAUGAAGCUAAAAAGUGAAGAUGGCAGUCACUUGAAUUAUAUAACGGAGUAUUUAAAAAAACAGAUCGACAAUUAUAUCGUGCAGAAUAAUAUUUGCAUCGAAAGAAGCAAAUUACGAUUUCUGAUCAAAGAUAUUGAUGAUUUAAAAAAUGGCACAAUGAAAUUUCACUUUUUAAACAAAUUUGAAUUCCUCUUUAGCGUCUUAAAUGAGUUUGAAAAUAAAUAUAACUUCAAGGGGAAAAUGGUAUCAUUUUCAUUCUUAAAUAUUUUUAAAAGUGCCGAAUGUGCCAACACACAGGGAGGAAAAAAAGGCGCAAAGAGGAGAAAAAGCAGAGAAUACGAAGAAAUGGAAAAAAAGGAUAUGUGUACAAUUGGUACACUAGUCGAGAGCGAUAAUAAGACAGACAACAGGGACAAUAACCCUGUCGGAGAAGAUGAAGCAAAAUCUGUGAAGAACAAAUUCUGUAAGCUAAAUUAUUUAAUGACAGGGGAAGAAGAAUAUUUUAACGAAUCCCACUUUGGUAAACUUUUAAAAAAAUAUAAAAUUCAGGGAAUUUUACCGAAAAAAAUUUUCUUAAUUAUAAAAAAUAGUCUGGACGUAAAUGAGUGUGUGCACAAUUUAUCCUUAAUUUUAAAAAAGAAGAAAAACAUCCCUCAUGUCAUCCAAACAAUUAUUCAAACCCUGUUGUAUGAAAAAAAAUAUAAAGUUGCCUAUGCGAAGAUGUUAAGAAAUAUUUCCAACGUUAAAAGUAGAAUAUUUUUAUUCAGCUUAAAAACAAUUUUUAUAAAUUACUUGAAGAAUAUCAAUAAUUACGAUUUAAAGCAAGUCCUUUUUUUAAGUAAAUUAUUUACCUUUCUGUUUAAAGAGAAGUUGUUGAAUUUUCGCAUUUUCAAAUUUAUCGAAAUGGAUCCACACGAAAUGGGAGGGAAAAAAAAACAGCAACAUUGUAACCUUUUCUUUUUCUUGAAAACCGUUUUCAUUUUAAUUUCGCUCCAUGACAAGUCGGGUGACUUAACCACCAACAGUGAACUGUGGUGUCAUAUAAUGCAGACCACGCAGAGCGGCCACUUGGGAAGCUCCACCAUUUCUGCUUUUAAGGGAAUUCUAAAGAAGUACAUAUUUGACGAGGAAGAUAACAUCAUGCGCGUGUACCCCAACUUUAAGAUAAGAUAUGCUGAGAAGUUUUUCGCCUUUCUGGGGGCGGAAAAGGAAGAACAGUAA
This is a messenger RNA of Plasmodium coatneyi, 2709 nucleotides long. RefSeq lists its product as uncharacterized. The transcript has 2 exons. Bases 1 to 2709 code for a protein of 902 amino acids. Lineage: Eukaryota; Apicomplexa; Aconoidasida; Haemosporida; Plasmodiidae. Gene Ontology annotation, molecular function: RNA binding. Gene Ontology annotation, cellular component: nucleolus. Gene Ontology annotation, biological process: ribosomal small subunit biogenesis. The record is from RefSeq and is a predicted model, not a curated record.